This is a messenger RNA of Alternaria alternata, 1718 nucleotides long. RefSeq names its product zf-ZPR1-domain-containing protein. The transcript is spliced from 3 exons. Bases 91 to 1554 code for a protein of 487 amino acids. The record is from RefSeq and is a predicted model, not a curated record. Gene Ontology annotation, molecular function: zinc ion binding. Lineage: Eukaryota; Fungi; Ascomycota; Dothideomycetes; Pleosporales; Pleosporaceae. Gene Ontology annotation, cellular component: nucleus; cytoplasm.
UAUGUCAUCACAACUUGCGAAAGUUAAUCCAGUUACACGCACGAUUCCUCUAUUCAACACCACCUACAACGUCAAUAAUCGAUUGCAAAUAUGGCACAGCAACAGAGUCUCGCGAAGGACCUCUUCGAGGAUAUGGGCCGCAAGGUCGCAGAGGCGAGCGCCCAACAAGGAGACGACGACACAAAGGUCGUCGAUGAGAUUGAGAGCAUGUGUAUGAACUGUCAUGAAGAUGGUACUACGCGCCUUCUCCUCACUAGAAUUCCAUUUUUCCGCGAGAUCGUUCUCAUGUCUUUCUCAUGCCCGCAUUGCCACUUCAAGAACUCCGAGGUUCAGCCUGCUGGCGAGAUCCAGCAACGGGGCAUCAAGUUCACCCUCAAAGUCGAAUCAGCCGACGAUCUGAGCCGUCAGAUCAUCAAGAGCGACACGGCGAUAUUCCGCGUUGAAGACAUCGACCUAGAGAUACCACCUGGCCGAGGACAACUGACGAAUGUAGAAGGCAUUCUCGCGAUGGUAGCGCAAGAUCUGGAGCAGAAGCAGGAAGAGAGGAAGCAGGUGGUACCAGAGGUCUAUGAGCAGUUGCAGGGAGUCAUCAACACAAUCAAGCAGAUGGCAAGCGGAGAGAAACUACCAUUCAAGGUCACCAUCGACGACCCCGCCGGCAACUCCUCGAUCGAGCCUCCAAGCGUACUUGGUGCAGGUAAAUACUCUCGCAACGAAUACCCACGAACUGCUGCACAGAACGAAGCGCUCGGUCUCGGCGAUACCAGCGGCGAGGCCCCUGCCACGGAGAUUCGAGAAGAGUACAAGGCUUCACAGAUGUACCCGGAGAUGCCUUCCGCCCAUGCUCCCAUGGUGAACAAUGUAGAUGAGGACGAUAUCGUGGAGAACCAGGUCUAUUCGUUCCCUGCCAGCUGCCCGGGAUGCACCAAGUCGUGUACUACGAAUAUGAAGAUGGUCAACAUUCCCCAUUUCAAGCAGGUAGUCCUGAUGAGCACAGUGUGCGACCACUGCGGAUACCGAAGCAACGAAGUCAAGACCGGAGGCGAAGUUCCCGAACUGGGCCGCCGGAUCACAGUCACUGUAGACAGCAAGGAGGAUCUGUCGCGAGACAUUCUCAAAGCCGAGUCGUGCGCUAUGUCGUGCCUCGAGCUCAACCUCAGUGUCGAACCCGGUACUCUUGGUGGUAGGUUCACCACGAUCGAAGGUCUCCUGACCCAAGUACGUGAUGACUUGAGAUCCUCAAUCUUCGACGCUGGCGAUGGAGGAGACUCGAUGGACUCAGAAUCCAAGCAGAAGUGGAACACCUUCUUCCACAACCUCUCUGCCGCCAUCAACGGCGAAGACAAGUUCACUCUUGUUCUUGAAGACCCUCUUGCCAGCAGCUAUGUCCAGAGCUUUACUGCGCCGGAGCCCGAUCCUAAGAUCAAGGUUGAGGACUACAAGCGGACAGAGGCUGAGGAGGAGGAAUUAGGAUUGCUGGAUAUGAAGACGGAGGGUUACGAGGAGGAGCAUGCGGCGAGUUUGUCGAACGGAACAACGACCAACGGCGCGUAGGGUGGACAACUUGGACCUCUCUUAGAUUUUCUUGACUCCUCUUGCAUUAGGUCGGCGCUUCGUAGAUACCACGGCCUCGCCAGCCAUGAUCAGUAUGAUAUGAUCUCACAGCCCACUCUUUCCUUCUACCGAUGCUUUGUGAUGGCUACAGCGACCUGAUAUCU